AUGAAUAAAACAAAUUCAACUAUAUGUUUCUCACCACUUAAUACUAAUGAGAAUAGUGAUAAUAAUAGUAGAGAUAAUAAUAAAAAUGAUAAUAAAGUCAAUAAUAAUGGUGAUGAUGAUGAAAAUGAUGAAAAUAAUCAGUCACCAGAUCUUCCAUCAAAUAAUGAAAUUGCAUACAGUUAUUUUAAUUUAGGUAAAUGUUAUUAUGGUGGUAUCGGAAUUGAUAAAAUCCUUGAGGAAGCAAUUUUUUUGUUUAAAAGAAAGCAGUUUAAAGAAAGCUUAAAUGAUAAUGGAACAGAAUAA
This is a messenger RNA of Rhizophagus irregularis DAOM 181602=DAOM 197198, 303 nucleotides long. The record is from RefSeq and is a predicted model, not a curated record. Lineage: Eukaryota; Fungi; Glomeromycota; Glomeromycetes; Glomerales; Glomeraceae.